CAGACUUUUCCCCUGCAUUUCUAAUUUUUUUCUUCCUAUUUUUUUAAAAAAUAGGUGUCAACUAUGAGGAACUAUACAACAGUGACAACGUUUAUUCUUCUUGGACUGACAGAUGAUCCACAAUUACAGGUGGUUAUUUUUCUUCUCCUUUUUUUCAUCUAUCUGUUGAGUGUCACUGGGAAUCUAACUAUCAUCACCCUCACCCUACUCGAUUCACAUCUCAAAACACCCAUGUAUUUCUUCCUCCGGAAUUUCUCAUUUUUAGAAGUCUCGUUCACCACUGUCUGUAUUCCCAAGUUUCUUGUUAGUAUGGCAACAGGGGAUAAGUCCAUCUCUUACAACAAUUGUGCAGCACAGCUAUUUUUUACUAUUUUCUUGGGAGCAACCGAAUUUUUUCUCCUGGCUGUCAUGUCCUAUGACCGCUAUGUGGCCAUCUGCAAACCCCUGCAUUACACCACCAUCAUGAGCGGUAGAAUCUGCACCUUGCUGGUUUUUGCCUCAUGGUUGACUGGUUUCCUAAUAAUUUUCCCACCACUUCUCAUGGGUCUCCAGCUUGAUUUCUGUGCAGACAGCGCUGUAAAUCAUUUCUUCUGCGAUGUUUUUCCUCUCCUGGAGCUCUCUUGCACAGACACAGGCAUAAUAGAAUUAGUAGCACUAUUUUCAGCCAUUUUGACACUCCUGAUUACGCUGGUAUUAGUGAUUCUGUCUUACACAAACAUCAUCAGGACUAUUCUGAAAAUACCUUCUUCUCAACAGAGGAAAAAAGCAUUUUUUACAUGUUCUUCCCACAUGGUGGUUGUGUCUAUUUCAUACAGUAGCUGCAUCUUUAUGUAUGUGAAACCCUCUGCAAAGGAAAGAGUGUCUUUAAAUAAAGGGAUAGCACUACUCAGUACUUCUGUUGCUCCCAUGUUGAAUCCCUUCAUUUAUACGCUGAGAAACAAACAAGUAAAAGAUGCUUUGAAGCACAUCACCCAAAAGAUUGUUUUCUCAAUGAAGUGAAUCACUUUAAUGAUAUGACUAAGAUUAUACUAAAAUAAGAUAAGAGGAGUGGAGGUGAAUUCAGAGCCC
This is a messenger RNA of Carlito syrichta (Philippine tarsier), 1068 nucleotides long. RefSeq names its product olfactory receptor 6C74. NCBI's taxonomy places the organism in Eukaryota, Metazoa, Chordata, Mammalia, Primates, Tarsiidae. The record is from RefSeq and is a predicted model, not a curated record. Bases 64 to 999 code for a protein of 311 amino acids. The transcript has a single exon. Gene Ontology annotation, molecular function: olfactory receptor activity; G protein-coupled receptor activity. Gene Ontology annotation, biological process: G protein-coupled receptor signaling pathway. Gene Ontology annotation, cellular component: membrane.